AUGGAUUCUGCGUCUACCUCUCCUCUUACGAUAUCUCAUGCCCACUCCAAAUUUGUGCACUACACAGUUAUCAUCAUCAGUCAGAUUUUUAUCCUGGCAUUUGGAUACGGAUUCCUCGGUGCAGUUGCCUACUAUGAGUACCUUGCUCCAUCUGAUCCAGUCUGCGAGUUGAUGAGGAGCUAUCCUGGAGAGGUAACGAUGCUGGUCACAUUGAUAGCAACUGUCCUAUCAGUCAUCACUGCUACUCUUUUCACGCUUUCGGUCAAAGAGGCACUAAGACAUCGGAUAUGCCAGCCCAUUUCUCUAAUCCAACUGAGCGCUGGUAUCGCUUUGGCACAGGGCUCUCAUAUUCUGAACCAUCGACACAUGAUAUUGACGGUCUUCACACUGUUUGUAUUUGGGGUGCUGAAGCUCUUGACGGCCGGGUGGACAACCCUCUUGACACCGACCUACUUCAUGUGGCCAGUACAGAUGAAUGGAUCCGAAAUCGACAUAACUGGAAGCGCGUUUGCCACCUUGCUCCGAGAAGAAUUCCUGGCAAGUGGUCUCAGUAUGUAUCUCUACUCCAGUUACCGAGUCAACGAUGCUUUCGAAGUUCUCGAUAUCGGUGGAAUGCUCAGUGGAGUUGCUGCUGCAGGGUUUACCUUCGGACUUCCCGGGACAUUCAAUUUUAAUGGUGCAAAAUACAACAUAUCCACUCAGGGGGUCGUGCCUACCAUUGAGGCAUUUUCCGGCUCGGAUGGAAUUCCGGAUGCUGAUGGUACUCGUCUCGGGUUUUCCGGUGGAAAUAUCACGGUCAACACAGGAGUUGUACCCGGAUCACACUCCAGCGUACCUAUUCCCCAAGGUUUCAGCACGAAUUAUUCCAUGUGGCAACAAGGGUUAACGGCGAAUGUCAGCUGCCAGGCCAUUGACUCGAGUCAAACGCAAUACCUUUGGAACACGAAUAACUCUUACAUCAUCUAUACCAACCCAGCUGCUUCGAGCAACAACUCCAUCACUGGCCUUCGCUUGUGGAAUGUCAGUGCAAUCUGCAAUAUCUCGACAGCGUACGAAUAUGUGACCAUGGUGGAUGCAAAUGGAAAUGGAAACUUAUCAGGGAAUGGCUUUCUUCCAUCUGUUGUGUGCCUAGGACCGACGGAUACGAACCAAACUUAUACAAGCUUCACCAUUUUUACGCAAGGGUUUUACAAGUACGAUUUCCUUAAAGCAAGCGUGUGCGAAGUGGUUCCCCUGUUGACCACAGUCCGCGCCGAUUAUUCCAACGACCAAAUUUCUUCUGAGGUCAUCUCAUUCGCUCCCUUCCAGUCAGAGAAUGUCGAGCUACUGUCAUUUAUCACUGGAGUUGCUAAAUAUCAGUCGAUCAACUCUCAGGGACUUACGAGCAGCACGAUUGGGGAUACCUUGUAUUCCAUCUAUUCCUCGACUACUACCGAACGCAUCAAUAACAAUCUCAAUGACACGCAGGUUUACCUUGAGCUCGAGGAUUACUGGCGUGGUGUUGUUGAGUUUUCUGCCACGUUUCUUCGCUCCGGGUUUAUGGCUACAGGCAGCUUCCCCGAUAAUAUCAUCCCGAAUAACAUCUCUUCCCCAGUCAACGGGACGAUGUUCAUAUCGACAAUAGGCUGGACUCGCUGGACCAAGAACUCACCGACGUAUCUGCUCGCUACAGUGCCGCUCACCAUCAUCACCAUCCUCACUUUCGCCUGCGCAUUGUACAGUCUUCUGGAGGCUUUGGAAGAGCAUCACAAGCACACUCACAAGGCGCACUUCAACGUGUCAAACACAAUUCAUCUCGUUAUGCUAUGCGCUGCUGGAAGUCUCAAACUGGCAGAUUUCGGCCAUAGCAAAGGAAUGAAGACAAAUGAGGUUGUGAAGGUUCACCUGGAGGAACCCCGCCACUCCCCCCGGCUCUCAAAUUCUGUGGGAGAAGGGAAACAUGAAGGGGAUGCAUGA
Messenger RNA from Suillus plorans, 1956 nucleotides. RefSeq lists its product as uncharacterized. Bases 1 to 1956 code for a protein of 651 amino acids. The record is from RefSeq and is a predicted model, not a curated record. Lineage: Eukaryota; Fungi; Basidiomycota; Agaricomycetes; Boletales; Suillaceae. The transcript has 9 exons.